GAAAGAUUUGUGAUGUGGUGAUUCUAUAAAUCUUAAGUUGUUGUUUUUUCAUCAAACUUAUUUUAAUGUCUUUUAUUCAAUAUUUUGAAUAAAAAUACUACAGUAAUAUUAUAUUAAUGUUGAUUAUAUCGUAAUAAUGUUUAUAACAUAGCAAUAAUUUGCUUAAUAUGACAAUAGUGAGGAUUUUAUAAUUAUAAUGUGGUUAGUAUGUUGAUUGGAGUAGUAUUAGUAAUAAUAAGAAUAAUUAUCGCAGAUAAUGUUAAUGUGGGUGAUCCUAAAAGUGACAAGGUUACAACCGCUGAUACACAGAUCAUACAGAUAAAGCUAAAUGAUAAUUCCACUAAUUUAACUACCAAUACUAACGAAACUAAAGGGGUCCAAGUUGAGGGAAUAAAUGAUAAAGCUCCUCCCCCUGCUGCCGAACCUACAGCCUCUACUCCCUCAGGCACUGAAACCAUCGCAACAAUUACUUUAAAUAUCCCCAAUACUGAAGCGAAGACCAUUGAAAUAAAGAAUGUUGAUACCAAAAAUACACAAGCUCCACAGACUCAAUCUGUGCCAGCACAGCAGGAAACUGUACCACCAGAUCAACAAGAAGUUUCCGAAACAUUCUUUAACAAGAUAUUAAAAUUUAUAACCAGCGAUUUUAGAUUUUUGGUAAAGUUCGGGGCUGUUUUGUCUUCGGCUUUGACUCAGAUGAUACCACUUAACCUUAUUCUUACCAUUAGGAAGAAUAAUUCAACCAGGAAUUUAAAGUGCUUAAAUUUUGUUACUUCAGCUGUUUCAUCUCUUUCAUGGUCACUUUACGGUAUUCUUUCCAAAAAUGUCAUUCUCAUUAUAAGCAAUUUUCCAGGUGCUAUAAUAAAUUUGAUUGGUAUUUGGAUGUUUGUGAAGUAUUGUUCGGACCAGAAUGAGAAGUUUAUUUUGAGUGUUUCCUCAAAGAUCAGUUUUGCUCUUUGUGUUAUUUUACUUGUGUUAUUUUUCAUUUUAACUUCAACCACCUUUCUCACCGUAGUUGGACUCAUUGGAGGUUCACUAUUGGCGAUGUCGUAUUUGUCACCCUUGUUCUCGUUCAAGGAAAUAUUGGAGUCGAGAAACACGUCGACGAUGCCGACUGAGAUUUCGUUGGGGAACUUUAUCAGCUCGUUUUUCAUGUUCUGCUACGGGUUCAUCAUCUGGGACAUGCUUGUCAUAGCCCCGAGCUUUUUGGGCGUGAUCAGUGGGCUCAUACAGCUCACACUACUGUUUCUGUUCCCACACUCGGAUCGCAUCAUCAUCUCUGAGGUCGAAAUACUCGAACAACCCAAUAACUUCAGAUCAAUGCUCGCCAUGGAUCAGGAUGUUUAAUUUUUCAACUCAUUCACAAUUCAAAUUAGUUAUUAUUCUAUUUUUAUACUAUGACGACUUAUUUAUGGAGUAUUGAGUAGUUUAGAGUAUUUUGAGGGAAUUGUUUGAAAAUUCUAGCGUGGAUAAAAGAUGUGUAAAUGGAUGAUAACUAUUUUAAAAAUAUAAAUGAUUGAUAAAACAUUUAUUUAAUUAAGAAUUUAUUUUUUUUAUUAAAAAGAGAAAAUUUUAACUUUAGAAAAUGAAAAAAUUGGAAUAAUUUAACUAAUUGUGAUGUUGUGUAUAUUUGAAAAAAUGACGGUAUUUAUGUAAUUUAAACAUAAUUUGAA
Messenger RNA from Theileria parva strain Muguga, 1673 nucleotides. RefSeq lists its product as uncharacterized. NCBI's taxonomy places the organism in Eukaryota, Apicomplexa, Aconoidasida, Piroplasmida, Theileriidae. Gene Ontology annotation, biological process: carbohydrate transport. Gene Ontology annotation, cellular component: membrane. The coding region runs from base 208 to 1347 and encodes 379 amino acids. The transcript has 3 exons. Gene Ontology annotation, molecular function: sugar transmembrane transporter activity. The record is from RefSeq and is a predicted model, not a curated record.